This is a messenger RNA of Cryptotermes secundus, 2467 nucleotides long. RefSeq names its product zinc finger protein 501. Gene Ontology annotation, biological process: regulation of transcription by RNA polymerase II. The coding region runs from base 580 to 2277 and encodes 565 amino acids. The record is from RefSeq and is a predicted model, not a curated record. Gene Ontology annotation, molecular function: DNA-binding transcription factor activity, RNA polymerase II-specific; RNA polymerase II cis-regulatory region sequence-specific DNA binding. The transcript is spliced from 7 exons. NCBI's taxonomy places the organism in Eukaryota, Metazoa, Arthropoda, Insecta, Blattodea, Kalotermitidae.
GGUUUUCUAUGCAUGAACGAUGACUUUCUCUAUUUGUCUGUUGUGUUAAAGCUUGUUAAAAAUAUAUUAUGGUGAGACAGUAAUAGUGAAAUCCAAACCUUCACGAAGAAAUCAGUAGAAUUAACACGAAUCGCAUUUUUAUUGAAUGAUUACAUCUUUUUAUUGACCACCUACAAACAACAAGCACACAUUAUGGAUCACGUUGUCCAGAACGAAACGGCAGGCUGGACGGAACGGACCUGCUAUGAUGAAGUCGGGUCAUAUAUAACAUUUUGGAGGCAGAAUAUACCUAAUUAAUUCCUAUGAAUAAUGAAUAAUUCCAGACUACAGAACCGGAAUAUUCAACAUUGCAAUCACGAGACUUCUGGACGAACAUUUAUAUAUAAAGAGUUGCAACUGAAUGGUUGAUAAUGUGGACCAGAUAAUUUCCUUCAGUUCCGCACAAGAAAUGCCUUUGUGACUCAGUCAUGUUUGAUCACUGUCAGGAUGUGGGCAGAUAUUCCAAAUUACAUACGCUUACAUGACUGAGAAGCUGUAGCACAAGAAUUGUUGUAAGCCAUUUUGUUACACAGCGUACACAUGAUCAUGUGUGAUGAUCAAAGGGCCGUGAAGUCUCUGGCAACAAGACUACUGGAAGAUACAGUGCACAGAGCUGAGGAACUAUUUCCUGCUCUGGGUGGAAGCUUGCAUAACAUCGAUGUAAUCAAAGUGGAAACAAAUGUGGAUAUUCAAAGUGAUGAAGAAGAUCCUGUUGGCAUGGAAAUUGAAGAGGUUCACAUACCAUCAGCAUUUUCAGUGAAAGAGGAUGAACCCAAGCAGAGCAUUGAUAUGAUCAAAUUAGAAACUGAUGUGGAUAUUCAAAGUGAAGAAGAUCCUACUGACAUGCUCACUGAAGAGGUUCACAUACCAUCACCAUUUUCUGUCAAAGCUGAAGAACUGAAGUGCUGCACAGAUAUACUAAAAGUUGAACUUCGUUCAUGUAAUGAGGCCUGUCUAACAUCUUGUCAUGAUGGAAAUGAAGUCAUCAGCAUCAAAGUUGAGGAGGGUAUAGACAUAAAAGAGGAAGAGGAUCCCCUGUUAAUAACAUUUCCAGGAAUAAAGACUGAACAUGAGGUUACCCUGAAUGAACAUCAACCCGUGUGUGGUGAGGUGCAUCCAUAUUACUGUGAUGUGUGCCAUAAUUCAUUUACUCUUCAAGGUACAUUUAAGAGUCAUGUGUGCUUAUCUGGUGUGAAUUGUUCAUAUACCUGUGAUAUGUGUAAUGAAUCAUUCAGUGAACAUAGUAGUCUGAAUGAACAUCAACGCAAACAUACUGUGGUGCAUCUGUAUUCCUGUGAUGUGUGUGAUAAAUCAUUCAGCCAGAAGGGGUCUCUGAAUGCACAUCAGCGCAUUCAUACUGGUGAGCGCCCAUAUUCGUGUAGUGUGUGUGAUAAAUCAUUCAGCAAACAUGGUACACUGAAAAUACACGAACGCAUACAUAGUGGGGAACGCCCAUAUUCUUGUGAUACGUGUGACAAAACAUUCAGUGAACGUGGUACUCUAAGGAUACAUCAGCGCACACACAGUGGUGAGCGCCCAUAUUCCUGUGAUUUGUGUAGCAAAUCAUUUAAGUUUAUGACCAAUUUGAAACGACAUCAAUACAUCCAUAGUGGAGCUCGGCCUUAUUCUUGUAAUGUGUGUAAUAAAUCAUUCAGAGAACAGAGUACAUUGAACAGACAUCAACGAAUUCAUAGUGGGGAGCGCCCAUAUUCCUGUGGAAUAUGUAAUAAAGCGUUUACUCAACAGAGCACUCUCAAGAAACAUCAACAUAUUCAUAGUGGGGAGCUACUGUAUUCAUGUGAUAUAUGUAAUAAGUCAUUUGGUGAUCAGAGUACUUUGAAGAAACAUGAACGUGUCCAUAGUGGGGAGCGGCCAUAUUCUUGUGCCGUGUGUAAGAAAUCAUUCAGUCAAAGGUGCACUCUAAAGAGACAUGAACGCAUACAUAGUGGGGAGCGCCCAUAUUCCUGUGGAAUAUGUAGUAAAGCAUUUACUCAACAGGGCACUCUCAAGGAACAUCAACAUAUUCAUAGUGGGGAGCUUCCGUAUUCCUGUGAUAUAUGUAAUAAGUCAUUUGGUGAUCAGAGUACUUUGAAGAAACAUGAACGUGUCCAUAGUGGGGAGCGGCCAUAUUCUUGUGGCAUGUGUAAGAAAUCAUUCAGUCAAAAGUGCAGUCUAAAGAGACAUGAACGCAUGCAUAGUGGGGAGUGCUCAUACUCCUGUGAGAACUGCAAUGAGUGAAGAAACAGCAAAAUGUUUGUAAUGGGGAGUAUCCAUAUAUUUGUGAUGAAUUUAUCGCUUAACUCCCAGGGUAUGUAAAUGCUCAAAGAGUGUAGCUGGCUGGAAUUUAAAUAUCCCUUCUGUAGAGCAUUUAAAUAGUCUGAAUCAUGCUACUGAAAAUUCUGUAACUAAUACAAUUUUUAUGAUAAAA